AGCUAAUUUUAAUUUCAGUUUAUGUGCUUUUGGAGAAUGAAUUUUGGAUGGGGCAGGAAGUGGAGGAGUGCAGCAAUGACCACUGCCUGUGCUCUGCUCCUACCACAUCAACCACAGCAGUAUCUCAUCCCUCUAUCGCAGGGAGGGAGGCCUCAGUCUAUCACACCUCUUUCUGUUUUAUUUUCUACCUUCCUUUAUAAUUUUUCUAAAGCUAAAACACGUUUUAAACCUCUUCCAUGACAUGCUGUCAAUGAUCACAGGUGGCUCUGUUCUGAGUAACAGCUUGGCAGGAAAAAAGAAGCAAUAAGAGCUAUGGAGAAGGCAGCACACGGCCCAUACCUAUCAAUGCACACUGAGCAGGCCAGGGCCCAUGGCAAUGUCCCCAUGGCUGCAAGCAAACUGAUGUGAAAACACAGAGGAAUGCAGGUCUCCAGCUCAGUCACAGCCAUGCUUGUGCUCAGCCGUGGGACUUAGGCCCCCCACCUGUGAACUGUCUUCCUGACCUUGGCCCUUUCUCAGGUUGAAAAACAUAAAAUGGCAGAAGAGGAGGAUGGUGAUGAAGAAGACAAGAAGAAACAACUGCAACUUCUAGGAGUUUGCUGUUUUGCUGGUGGAGAAGAUGCAGGCUCAGGAAAUCCUGCGGAGUCUGCGGCUCCCUGAGUUUGAUGACCUCAGCCAGUUCUUCCGCAACCUGCCGGCCACAGCACUGGUGGGCAUUGGUGCCUUUGCGGCUGUUGUUGCCUACUGGUUUGCCAGCCGGCCUAGGGCCGUGAAGCCACCCUGCGACCUGCGCAUGCAGUCGGAAGAAGUCGAGGGCCUGGCUGGGGCGCGCCGCUCAGUGAUUGGGGACAGCCCACACUUGCUGACGCACUACUAUGAUGAUGCCAGGACCAUGUACGAGGUCUUCAGGAGGGGAUUCAGCAUCUCCGAGAAUGGCCCCUGCCUCGGAUUCAGGAAGCCCAAGCAGCCCUACCAAUGGCUGUCCUACAAGGAGGUGGCUGAAAGAGCAGAAGCUCUGGGUUCAGGCCUUUUGCAGCAGGGCUGCAAGCCAUCCACAAAGCAGUUCAUUGGUGUCUUCGCUCAAAACCGUCCAGAGUGGAUCAUCUCUGAGCUGGCUUGCUACACCUAUUCCAUGGUGGUGGUUCCCCUGUAUGACACCUUAGGUCCUGGAGCCAUUCAGUACAUUGUCAACACAGCUGAUAUUUCCACAGUCAUUUGUGACAAGCCUGAAAAAGCCAGGAUACUCCUUGACCAUGUGGAGAGGAGAGAAACACCAGGCCUGAGAUAUAUCAUCCUAAUGGACCCAUUUGAGAAGGAGUUGACAGAGAGAGGGAAGUGCUGUGGGGUUUGCAUCCAGACCAUGCAGGAGGUGGAGAACUGUGGCCGUGAGAGCCGACAUAUGCCUGUGCCUCCUCGACCAGAAGAUCUUUCAAUUGUCUGUUUUACUAGUGGCACUACAGGAAAUCCCAAAGGUGCUAUGCUGACCCAUGGAAAUGUGGUGGCGGAUUUUUCAGGCUUUUUGAAAGUGACGGAGAAAGUGAUCUUUCCGAGACAGGACGAUGUGCUCAUCUCCUUCCUGCCUCUGGCUCACAUGUUUGAAAGAGUUAUACAGGUAAGAAACCUGCCUGAACUGAUGAGGCCUUGUGGGGCUCCUUGUGUUUUCUUCCAGAGUCAGUGGUCUCCUACUUGUGAGGAUGUACACAUUUCCUAUUUGCCUUUAGCACACAUGUUUGAGAGAAUGGUACAGUCUGUAGUAUACUGCCACGGAGGGCGAAUAGGCUUCUUCCAAGGAGAUAUUCGCCUCCUGUCUGAUGAUAUGAAGGCACUGCGGCCAACCAUCUUCCCUGUUGUGCCACGGCUGUUGAAUAGAAUGUAUGACAAGAUCUUCAGCCAGGCUGACACAACCCUCAAGCGCUGGAUCCUGGAAUUUGCGGCAGGACGGAAAAAGGCUGAAGUUCGAAACGGCAUCAUUAGAAAUGACAGUUUGUGGGAUAAACUUUUCUUUAAUAAAAUACAGGCAAGUCUUGGGGGGUGUGUCCGCAUGAUAGUGACAGGUGCUGCCCCUGCAUCUCCAACUGUCCUGGGCUUCCUCCGCGCGGCCCUUGGAUGCCAGGUUUAUGAAGGCUAUGGCCAAACAGAAUGCACAGCUGGAUGCACCUUUACAACUCCAGGUGACUGGACAUCAGGUCAUGUAGGAGCUCCUUUGCCCUGUAACUUAAUCAGAUUGAAGGAUGUGGAAGAACUGAAUUAUUUUGCUUCCAAAGGAGAAGGAGAGAUCUGUGUGAAAGGACCCAAUGUGUUUAAAGGUUACUUGAAAGAUGAAGAGAGGACAGCUGAAGCGCUGGACCAGGAGGGCUGGCUUCACACAGGAGACAUUGGAAAAUGGCUACCUAAUGGAACCCUUAAAAUCAUUGAUCGGAAAAAGCAUAUAUUUAAACUUGCUCAGGGAGAAUAUAUUGCACCAGAGAAGAUAGAGAAUAUCUACAUUCGCAGUGACCCUGUUGCUCAGAUCUAUGUCCAUGGAGACAGCCUGCAGGCCUUCCUGGUGGGAAUUGUGGUGCCGGAUUCUGAAGUUAUGCCAGGCUGGGCAAAGAAAAGAGGAUUUGAAGGAACAUAUGCAGAACUCUGUAAAAAUAAGGAACUGCAGCAAGCAAUAAUGGAAGACAUGGUACGGUUAGGGAAGGAGAGUGGGCUUCACUCCUUUGAGCAGGUCAAGGCCAUUUAUAUUCACUCUGACAUGUUCUCAGUGCAAAACGGUUUGUUGACACCAACAUUAAAGGCUAAGAGACCGGAACUCAGAGAUUACUUCAAAAAACAAAUAGAAGAGCUAUAUUCAAGCAUCUCCAUCUGAAAUCACUGGAAGAAUCUUCUGAGUAAUGGACUUUAUAGCAAUAUUAGAAUAAUACUCAAAAAGUAUAGAGCCAGAAUGACACUGCUGAAAUGGAUAAGCACCUGAAUCUUGCAUUUGAGCCUUUCAUUUUUCUAGGAUUUCAUCAUUAACCAU
This is a messenger RNA of Sturnus vulgaris (Common starling), 3004 nucleotides long. Lineage: Eukaryota; Metazoa; Chordata; Aves; Passeriformes; Sturnidae. The record is from RefSeq and is a predicted model, not a curated record.